Messenger RNA from Lutra lutra (Eurasian river otter), 7761 nucleotides. RefSeq names its product ALF transcription elongation factor 3 (gene AFF3). NCBI's taxonomy places the organism in Eukaryota, Metazoa, Chordata, Mammalia, Carnivora, Mustelidae. The record is from RefSeq and is a predicted model, not a curated record. Gene Ontology annotation, cellular component: super elongation complex; nucleus. Bases 199 to 4164 code for a protein of 1321 amino acids. Gene Ontology annotation, biological process: regulation of gene expression. The transcript has 24 exons.
CGGGCCGGGCCGCCGGGAGGGAGGGGAGGAGGGGCGGGCGCGGGGAGGGAGGGGGGCGAGGCGGCGGCGGCGGCGGCGCGGCGAGCUCGCCGCUCUUUCCUGAGUGUGCCUGCGCGCGAGCCGAAGAGCGGCGCGCGGGCGGCCCGAGCCUCGGCGGCAGCGGCGGCAGCGGCGGCGGCGGCGCUGACACCUCCCACCAUGGACAGCUUCGACUUAGCCCUGCUCCAGGAAUGGGACCUCGAGUCGCUGUGGGGUGAAGACAUCUUAAACCAGAGGAAUGACUCUCUAGUUGUGGAAUUUCAGUCAUCAGCCAGCAGAUGCAGGAGUGUCUAUGAACCAGACAGAAAUGUGUUACGGAGGAAAGAACGAGAAAGAAGAAAUCAGGAAACUCAGCAAGAUGAUGGCACGUUUAAUUCGAGUUACUCCCUCUUCAGUGAACCUUACAAGACGAACAAGGGGGAUGAGCUCUCCAACCGGAUCCAGAAUACUUUAGGCAAUUACGAUGAAAUGAAAGACUUUUUAACUGAUAGAUCUAAUCAGAGUCAUCUCGUGGGUGUUCCCAAACCUGGGGUUCCUCAGGCUCCUGUGAACAAGAUCGAUGAACAUUUUGUUGCAGAUUCAAGAGCCCAGACCCAGCCCUCAUCUGUCUGUAGCACAGCUUCUUCCACACCAGCAGCUGUCCCCACGCAGCAGAGUAAGAGGGGCACCAUGGGCUGGCAGAAGGCUGGGCACCCGCCAUCAGAUGGCCAACAGAGAGCAAGUAAGCACGGACACAGAUUGCUUGAUUUGAACAGAUCUGCUAACCCAAAGAACCAUAAUAAAAAACCUAACCAGUCUGUGUCGAGCCCCUCAUCCUCAUCUUCCUCUUCUUCUUCCUCUUCUUCUUCCUCUUCUUCUUCCAACUCAGCACAACAAGGCUCUCUCAGGACCUUGCUUGGAGAUGGUGUUGGCAGACAGCAGCCACGAGCCAAACAAGUGUGCAAUGUAGAGGUGGGUCUUCAGACCCAGGAAAGGCCACCUGCUAUGGCAGCCAAGCACAGCAGCAGCGGACACUGUGUUCAGAACUUUCCUCCAUCCCUUGCUUCAAAACCCAGUCUGGUCCAGCAGAAACCCACCGCAUAUGUGCGGCCAAUGGACGGCCAAGAUCAGGCUCCUGAUGAGUCUCCAAAACUUAAAUCAUCCACAGAAACCAGUGUGCACUGCACGUCGUACAGGGGAGUUGCAGCCACCAAGCCAGAGUCCGCCAGAGCCAAGGCCAAGCUUUCCAAGUUCAGCAUCCCCAAACAAGGAGAGGAGAGUAGAUCUGGAGACACAAACAGCUGUGUUGAAGAAAUAAUUCGGGAGAUGACCUGGCUCCCACCACUUUCUGCGAUUCCAGCACCUGGCAAAGUGGAACCAAGCAAAUUUCCAUUUCCAAAUAAGGACUCUCAGCUUGUUUCCUCUGGACACAAUAAUCCAAAGAAAGGUGAUGCUGAGCCAGAGAGUCCAGACAAUGGUACAUCGAAUACAUCCUCUCUGGAAUGGUUAUCCCCAUUUACAGAUAAGGGAAAUGAUGCACAGAGAGGAAUGCUAGAAGAUGACCUUAAGCUAAGUAGUGAUGAAGAGGAGAAUGAGCAGCAGGCAGCCCAGAGAACAGCUCUCCACGCUCUGUCUGACAGCGCCGUGGUCCAGCAGGCCAACUGCAGAGCCUCCGUGCCUUCCAGCAAGGGCAGCAGCAGCGGCAGCAGCAGCAGCGGCAGCAGCUCGUCCAGUGACUCAGAGAGCAGCUCUGGAUCUGACUCGGAGACCGAGAGCAGUUCCAGCGAGAGUGAGGGCAGCAAGCCUCCCCACUACUCCAGCCCUGAGGCUGAACCAGCGUCUUCUAACAAGUGGCAGCUGGAUAAAUGGCUAAACAAAGUUAAUCCCCACAAGCCACCUAUUCUGAUCCAAAAUGAAAGCCACGGGCCAGAGAGCAAUCAAUACUACACUCCAGCAAAAGAGGAAGUGCAGGACUGUGGGAAACUUCCCAACGUUUGCCAAACCAGCCUGAGAGAGAAGGACAUCAAGAGCGCCUGCAAGGAGGAGCAGAGGCCAAGGACAGCGAACAAGGCCCCAGGGAGUAAAGGAGUGAAGCAGAAGUCCCCUCCUGCAGCCGUGGCCGUGGCCGUGACUGCAGCUGCCCAGCCGCCCGCCGUGCCUGGCGCGCCUACCGAGAGCGUGCCCGCGCCCACCCGGAGGUCUGCGGGAAAGAAGCCCACCAGGCGCACCGAGAGGACCUCCGCUGGCGACAGCACCAACUGCCACCGGCCCGAGGAGCCCGCAGCCGCGGACACGCUGGGAGCGAGCGUGGUGAUCCCUCCAGAGCCCACCAAAACCAGACCCUGCGGCAACAGCAGAACGAGCCACCGCAAGGAGCUGCGCUCCUCGGUGACCUGUGAGAAGCGCCGCACACGGGGGCUAAGCAGGAUCGUCCCCAAAUCCAAGGAGUUCAUAGAAACAGAGUCGUCAUCUUCCUCCUCCUCCUCGGACUCGGACCUGGAGUCAGAGCAGGAGGAGUACCCUCUGUCCAAAGCGCAGGCCGUGGCCGCUGCUGCUGCCGCCUCCUCUGGGAAUGACCAGAGGCUGAAGGAAGCAGCUGGCAGCAUCAGCAGUGGCGGCGGCCCCCGGGCCCCUGUAGGCUCCAUCAACGCCAGGACCACCAGUGAUAUUGCCAAGGAGCUGGAGGAGCAGUUCUACACACUGGUCCCUUUCGGGCGCAAUGAACUUCUCUCCCCCUUAAAGGAUAGUGAUGAAGUCAGGUCUCUCUGGGUCAAAAUUGACCUGACCCUCCUGUCCAGAAUCCCAGAACACCUGCCCCAGGAGCCUGGGGUCUUGAAUGCCCCUGCAGCCAAGGAUGCUGAGAGCACACAGGCAAGCCAUCCAUCUGACACUCCAGCCGAAAAGGCUUUGCCAAAAUCCAAGAGGAAACGCAAGUGUGACAAUGAAGACGACUACAGGGAGGUCAAGAAGGCCCAAGGAGAAAAAGACAGCUCUUCACGACUGACUGCCUCUGCCAAUAAUACUUUACCUGCAAACCACUGCAGCAUGAAUAUCAACAGCUUGGCAAUACCAAUAAAUAAAAAUGAAAAAAUGCUCCGGUCACCCAUCUCACCCCUCUCGGAUGCAUCUAAACACAAAUAUUCCAGCGAGGACUUAACUUCUUCCAGCAGAUCAAAUGGCAGUGGCUUGUUCACUUCUGCCUCCUCCAACAAAAAGCAUAAGGCUGAGAACCAGCUGCAGUCUCACGCCGGAGACCUCACGAAGGCCGCUCACAACAAUUCCGAAAACGUUCUCCACAAGUCACGGCCACAGACAGAGCCAUGGUCUCCAGGUACCAAUGGCCACAGGGACUGCAAGAGGCAGAAACUUGUCUUCGAUGAUAUGCCACGCAGUGCAGAUUAUUUUAUGCAAGAAGCUAAACGGAUGAAGCAUAAAGCAGAUGCAAUGGUGGAAAAGUUUGGAAAGGCUUUGAACUAUGCUGAAGCAGCUUUGUCAUUUAUUGAGUGUGGAAACGCAAUGGAACAAGGCCCGAUGGAAUCCAAAUCUCCUUAUACAAUGUAUUCGGAAACAGUAGAGCUCAUCAGGUAUGCUAUGAGACUAAAAACCCAUUCAGGCCCCAAUGCAACACCAGAGGACAAACAAUUGGCUGCAUUAUGUUACCGCUGCCUGGCUCUCCUGUACUGGCGGAUGUUUCGGCUCAAAAGAGACCACGCUGUGAAGUAUUCAAAAGCACUUAUCGACUAUUUCAAGAAUUCAUCUAAAGCUGCCCAAGCCCCAUCUCCAUGGGGGGCCAGUGGAAAGAGCACUGGAACCCCAUCCCCUAUGUCUCCCAACCCCUCCCCGACCAGCUCUGUGGGAUCUCAGGGGAGCCUCUCCAAUGCCAACGCCCUGUCCCCUUCAACCAUCGUCAGCAUCCCACAGCGCAUCCACCAGAUGGCAGCCAAUCACGUCAGCAUCACCAACAGCAUCCUCCACAGCUAUGACUACUGGGAGAUGGCAGACAACCUGGCCAAGGAGAACAGAGAAUUCUUCAAUGACCUGGAUUUGCUCAUGGGGCCUGUCACCCUGCACAGCAGCAUGGAACAUCUGGUCCAAUACUCUCAGCAGGGCCUGCACUGGCUGCGGAACAGCACCCACCUCUCAUAGGGACCUUGCCCAUGAGCUGGAUUGUGCUCUCGUCUCCACAGAUGGCUCCAUGUGUCUGGACACUGUGCUACUGAAGUCCCCGGCCACAGCAUUUCCCAAACUGCGGUGAAUAUUUCCUCAGCAUCGAACAAUGGUCUUUUCCCAGGGCGUGUGUGUUGGUACGUGUGUGUGGGUGUUGAAGAAUAUGCCUGUGUGUGUGUAAGAUACACAGCUCUUGAGAACACGUUUUCUUUGUCUAGUUUCCGUAAUCCCAAACUAGGCAAAGUGAGCAGAGGUUUCUGAUUAGAGAAUAUACACUUACACACACACAUGCACACAAAAUCACACACACACUUUCUGUUUCAAAGCUAAACCAUGACUUCUAGAACAUUCAACCAAAAUCUCAUGGGUUAGUUAACCAGGUGCAAGACAGCACACCAAAAGCUUGACUGCCAGUAAGAUGAACCUAGUUCUUACAUUGUUGAUUACUUUCAGUAUUAAUGUACUAUUCCCCCAAUUAAUUUUAAUUGUGUGUAUUUAUGGGUAAUUGAAUAAUGAAAAGAAGUCAGUUAUUUUUGUGCCUGACGUUUACUAGAUUGCAUGUGACCAAAUACCUUGCUUUUAGUCUACUCCCCACCCCUUCCAUCCAACUUAUUAUCACCUAAAGGCAUCAUGAGCAAAUGGAUCAAAUCCCACAGGCCUGCCCUGCCCUGCCCUCAAAAGCAUAUGUACAUGGCACUGGGAUCUGGCAAAAAGUCAGUGUCUUUGAAAGCUAACUGACACGAAAAGACAGCUGUACUCGGAGCUCAGUCAAGAGUUGCAAACUUCUGCACGUGCCAUGACAAGCCCACCCAGCACAUGUGUUGUUUCUUCCUGCCACUGUGACACAGUGGCCACAGAGCCACAUGGCAUUCAUCAGUCAAUAUUUUUCAAGUCUUUCCCCUCUGCGAUAGCUCUCUUACAAAUGUUCUUGGCCAAAUUAGGACAUUUCCUAGAAUGUCUCUUCGCUAGGAGUCUGUAUCAGCUCCUUCUCAGGCUGAGAACCAUUCGCUAUCACGAGACUGAUCUUCUCACUCUUUGGGCAGAACGCAGUCCUUUAAUGCAUUUCAAUUUGGGGGCUGUGUUUCAGGCUUUGAUUAGCAAGCUGCUUACUGUGCAGGGUAAGUUAUUUUUGCAAAGACCGCUAAUCUGUUUGGGGUAGCAGCGACCACAGCAUCGUGCUUCCAUCCCGAGUGUCUGGUAUGUUUAUGUGUUGCCCUUGAUUCUUUUCUUUUCUUUUUUUUUAAAUGAAGUUUACAUUUUAGUUUUUUGACGUCUUGUUUACACUUUUUGUCUGAAACUUUAAUAGUCUCUUAUCGUGCCCUAGAUUUAGUCUUUUUGUUAAAUAUACUUGGAUAUAAAAAAUACUGGUAAAAAGAAAAAUUCCUACAAAAGAGCAUAGACCUUGCCAUAUCCUUAAAAACAAAAAUAAUGUCCUUGAAGCCUCUCACUUGACAGAAUUGCACCAGGAUGGUCUGAAAAAGACAGGUGCAUGCCGUAUGUGGAACACUCCGUUUUCCAAGGUGAUGGGGCACAAAACAUUUAUAAUAGAUAGUGAUAUAUGCCCCCCCUGAUGCUCUUACUGGUUUGGUUGUAAUAGUCAUAUUUUUGUCACCUGACCUGUAGGUGGGAAAUAAGACUGCUGUAAUUCUAAGCACUGAUUCAAAAUGAUGGAGCAACUUUGGUGAUCUCAAAUGAAUCGAAAGUAAAGGGUUCGAAGGGAAAUGAAGCUGGUGAAAUAUUUGUAAAAUUUGUAUUUGGCUUCAGCCCUGAAGCAGCUAGAAAUACUCCCAAUAUUUCUGUUUUACUUUUAUCUGAGGUGUUCCUCACAUCUCUUUCACUAGUUGUUGGCAGAGUUCAUGAUCCCCUCCUAUGUUGGAAAUUUGAGUCUAAUUUAGGAAAUUUUGGACUUUUUGUGUUUUUUGUUUUUUGGAGGACCAAGGCUUAUUUCUACUUCCUCUUGCUGAAUUCGGAUGAAAAGUUGAAACUCUCACAUAAAGGGAUGAUGAACCUCAAGGUCCGCAUCAUGUGUCCCCGGGGCGCUUUCUGGCCCUGCCCAUCCUUAAAGUCACAGCUCUUACGGGAGCCCCAUGAUGUGCUUACCCACAAAACCCCAGGGUAAACACACCAGUGGCCCCUGGCUGAUUGUGCCCACAGCAUUUUAAGCACUUAGGUGGCCCAUGUUUCCCAGCAAAACUUGGAACUGGUUAUUUUGGGAAUGGUCAGAACAUCUAGGUCCCUCCCUGUCUUUGAUCUCAUCAACAGACCAUGUGAGGACAGCAGUUUUUGUUUGCUUUAGCGUAGGUGAUUUUGGUAAGGAACCAUCUUCUGGUUGUUGUUUGUGAAAGUCAUUCAUAACUUGUUCCUUUUAUUUAGCUUUGUUCAAAGUAGGAAUACCUUUCUUGUGUUUUUGGAUUAUAAAACUAAUACAUGCUAGUUGUAAAGAUUCAAACGAAGACAGCAAUGUAUAAAGUAGAAAGUAGUAUGUCCCAUCCCCCGAAGACAACCACUGCUCACAGUUAUUCAUGUAGAUUCUUCUAGAGAUUCUCCCAUUUAAACAUAUAAUAUCUGUUAUCGUUUUUUUCUAUUUGAAGACACAUUAUUUCCUCAGAAGCCCAACACAAGUUCAGCUGACCUUACCCUUCCUUGACCUGAGUGGAUGCCUUCCUUUAUCACAAUAUUAGAGUUACCUUUGAAAGAAAGUUACCCAAAUACAUUCCUAAUCAAAAUCUGGAAUUUGUUACUAUUCUCUAUACAGAUCAGACUUAUGUGCAGGAUUGUGCCUGGAAAGAAAGGCUUGGUUAAAACACAUAUUUCUGGAAACAUUCAAAUUGCAAAUGGAAACUCGGACCCACUAUCUAAAGAAGAAUGUACUGGAAAAAUAAUCUGAAGAGUUGACAAAUUGUGUACUAGAUUGAACACAUGGAAUGCAAUGCAAUGAGAUUUUCUGCACUAAAACUUAUCCUAGUAUGUAAAACAAUGAUGUGUGUAUUAUAUAACAGUGAUAUGUACAUUUCUGACAUCCCAUACAUAAUAUACACAGUUUGUAUAAAUGCAUACAUUUAAAAAUAUAUAUGUACAAUACAGCUAACAUAAAACUGUAGUAUGCCUGAAGGAUAUUACUAGUGCCUAAUAUUGAGUAUAAGUCACUGCGUGUUCACAUCACCUUGGAAGUGCAGUAAUUGUUACAAAAUUAAUCAGUGCAGCCAACAUUAUUUAUGAAUCACAUCUUUGAAACUGUGCAGUAGUAUAUACAUAUAUAUUUUUAAAUAACAUUUUUCACAGUUUUCCAGAGUUACUGUUGAAAUCUGUAUCACCAAAAAAAAAAAAAAAGCAAGAUUUUUUUAAUGAUGUAGACACUCUUCAGACCCAGUAAUCUGUGUGUGAUUUCCUGUUUGUAGAUACCCAAGAGACUUUAGCAGUCACCAGCCUUAAUGCAUGUACAGGAUAUUAUUGUGACUUAAUUUAUCUGCAGUUUUUAAUCCAUGUGAAAUUGGAAUUUAUAAACUGACCUGGAUUAAAUAUGUCUGCCUUUCUAAGGUUGCAAAUGUUACAUUAAAUGAUUUAUGUUGUAAAUGA